AUGUGUCAAAAAGUUACCAAUCUAUUUGAUUGUGGUCAUACCAAAGAACCCUCCGUGUUGCACCCUAAAGACCCCGAAGACUGCCCAGAAGCCGUACAAGCAAAUCGCCACAAUGCAAGAACCGGCAAACUUCUUCCUUGCCUAGACCCUCCAACAACUCGGGCCAACACUGGGGGGUAUUGUCAGACCACGAAAUGCAAGAAGUGGUAUCUCAAACAAUAUGGCUGGUACUGCUGCCAGUGUCAAACCCAAAUUGAUGGAGCAGAUGAACUUGGCAAUGUGUAUGAUACUUGCUUCUGCGAACACUCAAUCUGUCGAAAAUUUCGAUCAGUUGUCUCUCAGGAGGAUAUUAAUCACCAACCGCGAUAUGAGGACUAUUAG
Molecule: messenger RNA, 381 nt
Organism: Pyricularia grisea
Lineage: Eukaryota; Fungi; Ascomycota; Sordariomycetes; Magnaporthales; Pyriculariaceae
Exons: 2
Coding region: 1-381 (126 amino acids)
Source: RefSeq, a predicted model, not a curated record